Molecule: messenger RNA, 8141 nt
Organism: Mobula hypostoma (lesser devil ray)
Lineage: Eukaryota; Metazoa; Chordata; Chondrichthyes; Myliobatiformes; Myliobatidae
Product: septin-8-B-like
Exons: 10
Coding region: 234-1517 (427 amino acids)
Biological process (GO): intracellular protein localization; cytoskeleton-dependent cytokinesis
Cellular component (GO): microtubule cytoskeleton; septin ring; cell division site
Molecular function (GO): GTPase activity; molecular adaptor activity; GTP binding
Source: RefSeq, a predicted model, not a curated record
ACAAUUAUAAAAUGGUGAUAUUGACUGUACUUUAUCCAUCACGUUCAGGUGCAUUGCGCUUGGAGAGAGUGUACGGAUCCUAUGGUUUAAUUUAAUGUGCGCUCUCCUUCCCCCACCCGCACCCUCUGCCGCUUGGGGGCGGGGGCAAGAGUCCAUGUUGACCGAGCUGGGAAGGCGGCAGCCGGCGGAGUCUCGCAGCGCAUAUUCGCGUUCAUUUAUUGCACGGAAACGCAAUGGAAACGGUGGAAGCAGAACAGCGACCCGCUGAAGAGAAGCGAAACCUUAGCCUUGAUGGUCAUGUCGGUUUUGACAGUCUUCCUGAUCAGUUAGUCAGCAAAUCUGUAUCGCAAGGCUUCUGUUUUAACAUCCUUUGUGUGGGGGAAACAGGUAUAGGCAAAUCAACAUUAAUGAACACUUUGUUCAACACAAUGUUUGAAAGUGACGAGGCCACUCACUAUGAACCAGGAGUUCGUUUAAAACCACAAAGCUACAAUUUAAAGGAGACCAAUGUGGAUCUGAAAUUGACUGUCGUUAGUACAGUGGGAUUUGGUGACCAAGUUAAUAAAGAGGAAAGCUAUAAUCCAAUUGUUGACUACAUUGAUGCACAGUUUGAGAAUUACCUGCAGGAAGAGCUGAAGAUCAGGCGUUCACUGCACGAUUUUCAUGAUUCAAGAAUUCAUGUCUGCCUUUACUUCAUCGCUCCUACUGGUCAUUGCCUUAAAUCAUUGGAUUUAGUCACAAUGAAAAAACUGGAUAGCAAGGUGAACAUUAUUCCUAUUGUAGCCAAGGCAGAUACAAUUUCAAAAAGUGAGUUACAUAAAUUUAAGAUAAAAAUAAUGAGUGAACUGGUCAGCAAUGGUGUGCAAAUCUACCAGUUCCCAACAGAUGAUGAUGCAGUAGCAGAGAUCAACUCAACAAUGAACGCUCACCUCCCUUUUGCAGUUGUUGGCAGUAUGGAAGAGGUGAAAGUGGGAAAUAAAAUGGUGAAAGCUCGGCAGUACCCAUGGGGUGUUGUUCAGGUUGAAAAUGAAAAUCAUUGUGACUUUGUGAAGCUGCGUGAAAUGCUGAUUCGUGUUAAUAUGGAGGACCUGAGGGAGCAGACACAUACAAGGCACUACGAGUUAUAUCGGCGUUGCAAACUGGAGGAGAUGGGAUUCAAAGACACAGAUCCUGACAGCAAACCAUUCAGCCUACAGGAAACGUAUGAAGCCAAGAGGAAUGAAUUUAUGAGUGAACUGCAGAAAAAGGAAGAGGAAAUGAGGCAAAUGUUUGUCAUGAGAGUUAAAGAAACUGAGACAGAUCUGAAAGAGAAAGAAAAGGAGCUUCACGAUCAGUUUGAUCAAUUGAAGAAAACACACCAGGAAGAGAAGAGGAAACUGGAGGAGAAGCGGCGAGAUUUGGAAGAAGAGAUGAACGCAUUUAACCGGCGGAGAAUGGCAGCCCAGGCGCUGCAGGGGCAAGGUUUCCAGGCCACAGGACAACAACCAGUCAAGAAAGACAAAGAUAGAAAAAAUUAAAGCCUCAUGCACAUUUAAACCUAUUCAUAUGGGAUUAUUUCUUGUGAUGUUAAUAACAUAAUUAUCACAUAAAGAGUCUCUUGCCUCCUCACCUUCCUGCCUCUACUUUGCUGCAACAUGGACCACAAAUGUUUCAAGUCAAAACCUGGACAGACGAAGUCAUCAUCAGGACCUAUGAAAUGCUCCAUUCGGAAGGCCAUCAUGUGAAUUAUGCUUGCCCGUAUCAUUUAGUUUGACAUUAUCUUUAUGUUGAGAACUUCACUGAAUUUCUCAUUUUUCUUCAAAUGGCCCUUUUAAAAUGGACUUUAUAUAUAUUUAUACUAUUUUUGUAAACAUUUCUACAAUAGUUUAAAAAUAAUUAUACAAAAUGAUACUUAACAAUUUAUGAAAUAUAUAUAUGCAAGAACCAUGAUUUUUUUUAACAGCUUAUGGUGUUAAUGCUACAUUGAAGAAUAUACACAAGAUGGAAAUCAAGUUAAACUUUAUUCUUAAUCUAUUUAUAAAUUUAUAUUUUAUAAAUGAAGGAUGUUUUAAAAUCUUAAAGUUGGCGCUUGGGGAAUGCUGAAAUGUGCAAUUCUGUGCCAAUGUUACCUAAAUUCUGUGUUGAGCAAUAACAUCAUGGCUUUGCCUUCUGAGGUGGGGUAUUGAGGUAGAACAGUUAAUUUUUAUCUCUCUUUUGCAAAAGACUAAGCAGGCAUUGUUGGGUAUUAUUCAAGUUGAAGUAUAUAAAUGGACCAUCAGCUGAGCUGAUCUGUUAUGAUGCUGAGGUUUGCCCAUAUUUGGGUGAAGCAAAUCAAAAGCAAUAUGUUUGUUGUUUCCACAGGAAGUGUCAAGUUGAGAUGUCAUAGAUGCAUUUUUUAAUGUUUAGUGCUUUUUUAUGCAUCAACCUAUGGAAGAGGUGCUGGCCUCAUCAUUUUGACAUAACAUUCACUUGAGCAAGUCCUUGUGUUUUGCACCUGCUUUGCAGAAGGAUUAAGUGGUCAGAUCAGUGUAGUGAAGAAUAGUUGUGCAUUUGAAAUCUGGGAAACAAAAAUUGAAAGAAAUUUGCUGCUAAGUAGUUUGGUUAAAGGCUUUGUGUUGGAUGCAUCAUGUAUUUCAGUUUAACGGUACAUUAGCUCACUGGGUGAUGGAGUUGUUGAACAUAAUUCUUAUACCAUUGUCAUUCAAUCUCUUUGUGAUUGAUGGUUUUUGGUAACACUGUUGCCUAAUUCAGAAGAUUUUAAGUUUCAGGUCAUAUUCCUGAGAAAUGUACCCAAAAUUCUUAGCUGAUGUUUUGCACUGAAAGUGCUUCACUGAAUUGCUGUCAUUUGGAUAAGAAGUCAGAAUCAGAAUCAGGUUUAUUAUCACUGGCAUGUGAUGUGAAAUUUGUUAACUAGGUGACACAAUUUUGAAGAAGAACAAGGAAGUUACCGUGUUCUUCAAAUUUGUGUUAGACUUCUCAUCUCCAGGCCAAAAUUUAUCCCUCAAUAUAAAUUCUGAAAAGCAGAUUCUCUGGUUCUUGCAGCAUCAUAUUUUUUCCAUGAGAACCUCUGUGUCCAAGUUUUCUACUGUGUUUACUGCAUUGCGGUAAAGAAUUAAAUUUCGGGUAUCUUUGCCUGUUUUGAGAUAUCCAGAGCCAAGAACGGUACUAUGCAAGAGAACGUACACUCAAUGGCCACUUUAUUAGGUAAAGGAGUGGAACCCGGUGUGGUCUUGUUCUGCUGUAGCCCUUCCACUUCAGGAUUUGAUGUGUUGUGCAUUCAGAGAUGACCUUCUGCACACCACAGUUGUAAUGCAUGUUUAUUUGAGUUACUGUUGGCUUGAACCAGUUUGGCCAUUCUCUGUAAACUCUAGAGGCUGUUGUGCGUGAAAAUCCCAGGAGAUCAGCAGUUUCUGAGUUACUCAAACCUCCCCGUUUGGCACCAACAAUUGUACCACGGUCAAAGUCACUUAGAUCACAUUUCUUUCCCAUUCUGAUGUUUUGUUUGAACAACAAUCGAACCAUGUCUGCAUGCUUUUAUGCAUAGAGUUACUUCCACGUGAUUGGCUGACUAAAUAUUUGCAUUAAUAAACAGGUAUACCUAAUAAAAUGGCCAGUGAGUUUAUUUAUCUCCAUUACAUUAUUUUAGCAAAUUGAACUGGUAUAUUUUCCUAGCUCAUAGCAAACUAUUGUUUCCUCCUGUUUAUUAAGAAAAAUAAAAGGAAUUGUUUAUAAACAGCAUUAGAUAAAAAGGAAUGGAAUAAUUUAGUAAACAAAAAUGAAUAUUCUCUUUAAGAAAUAUUCAGCUUUAUUCAACAUAGCUUUUUCAACUUUAACAGGUUAGCUACAUAUUUGUAUGAAGGAUUUACAGUUUUAUAUGUUUGGUUCACAGUUAGUAUUUUUCCUCUGAAGAGUGAAAUUUGUAGAACUUGUUUGUAUUAAUGAAUAGAGGGCAAUUAUGUAACUAGUAAUAAUAUUUCCUUGUGCUGCAAACAUAUCAGGAUUGGAAAGAUUCAUUUGAAAUUAUCACACAAAUUUUCAUGAGCAUCUUUCAAAUAAUGACCUAGGAUUUUUGGCUGAUUGCCAUUCACAUCUUAGCUUGUAGAUAUCCCUCUGUAGAAGACUUCCUUGAAACUUCCCUAAUCCUCCCUUCAUGUGGUAGUGUUAGAUAUGCUGACAAAUGUUGAUAGCCUACUUGUUUAGCAUUUGUAUCAAGCUGUUGCAAAGCCUAAGAUCACUGAAUCUUUUUGAAUUUCCUUGAAAUGGAGAGGCAUAUUUUUGCGUAUUAAUUAUGAUACUAUUUCAGUUUGAAUCUGGAGUUUUAAAACAAAGAAGGACUCAGCAGCACAGAACAUCUAUGCCAAGCUUUUUGCCCGUCUAUGUUAAUCCCAUUUGCCCAUGGUAGGAGCAUCCAAUGAAUCAUACAAUAUGGAAGUAGGCCCUCCAGCUCAACUGGACCAUGCCAAACAACAUGCCCAUCCAAGAUGGUCCCACUUGACAAUUUAAAACAAUAAAUAUAAUUAUACUCAAUUAAAUAUAAUCCAAAUUGUCUUUAUACUUCAUUCUCUUAUAGCUGUUCCAGUUGUAGUUAAUGGAGUUACUUUUCCUGUACCAGAUCUAGCCCUGAUGAAGAUUCAUCAAACAUAUUUCCCAGUAGAGUUGACGCAGUAAACUUCACUGUGUGUCUGUUGGGAAGUUCAGGACAUAGGUGCCCAUGUGAGUGCCCAGAAUUUCCUGAUACUUCCAGGGACUGUGUGGAAAUGAGUCGAUUUGUGCAGACCAGUAUUUUUGACCAUGAGUUAUAGGAACAGGAUUGAGCCAUUCAGCCCAUUGAGUCUGCUCUGCCAUUUGAUCAUGGCUGAUCCCUUUCUGUCUGAACUACAUUCUCCUGUUUUCACACCCUAACAUCAAGAAUCUAUCAACUUCCGCCUUAAGUCCACCCAGUGACUUGGCCUCCACGGCCAAUUGUGUCAACGAAUUGCACAGAUUCACUGCCCGUGGCUAAAGAAAUUCCUCUUCAUCUCUGUUCUAAAUGACAUCCCUCUGUUCUGAGGUUAUGCCUUCUGGUCUUAAACUUCUCCACGCCCACUUUAUCUACACCUUUCAAUAUUCAAUAGGUUUUAAUGAGAUCCCCCCCACCCCCAUUCUUCUGACUUCCAGCAAGUACAGGCUCAGAGCCAUCAAACGUUCUUCAUAUGAUAACCCUUUCAAUCCUGAAAACAUUUUUGUGAACCUCCUUUGAACCCUGUCCAGCACACCCUUUCUUAGAUAAGGAGAACAGAACUUCUCACAUAACUCCAAGUGAGGCCUCACCAGUGCCUUAUAAAGCCUCAGCAUUACAUCCUUGUAUAUUCUAGUCCUCUCAAAAUGAAUGAUAACAUUGCAUUUGCCUUCCACGCCACUGAAUUAACCUACAAGUUAACCCUUAGGGAAUCUUGCACAAGAACCUGUGCAUCUUGGAUUUGUGAAUAUUUUCCCCAUUUAUAGAAUAGUCACAUUUGUUCCUUCUAUGAAAAUGCAUGAUCAUGUAUUUCCCAACACUGUAUUCCAUCUGCCACUCCUUUGCCCAUUCUCCUAAUCUGCCUAAGUUCUUCUACAGCCUCCUUGCUUCCUCAGCACUACCUGUCUUGCACCUAUCUUCACACCAUCCUAAGAUUUUGUGGAAUUUCUAGUUCAUUUUAUAAAGUCUUUGCACAUUUCUUGAAAAUCGUCACUUUAGGUGUUUUUUAUUACAAGGACUUUUACAGAAAACAAAAUCCCUUCCAGUACUUGAGUUACAGUGGUAUUUUCCUCAACAAAUCACCAGUGUUAUUUUCUCACUGGUGAGGCAAAAAAGCUCUACGGUUAUUUGUUGGUUGUAAUCUAUUGUUUUCUCUUCCCUACCUAAACGUUUUAGCCAAUAACUCUAAUUGUGUAUCCUGACAGAUGGGACAUAGGACCAGUUCAUGGUACUCUUAACAAGUGCAUUUAUCAGGGAUGCAGUGCAAUGGGACAUUUGUUGCAUGGUUUUCCUCAUGUGGAAAACACACAGGGUGUAUGCCAGCAUUCAGGCAAGUGCGUGAGCUGAGGUUCAGGUGGACAAUGCCCUGACUGGACAAGAAAGCAGAGCCGUAGGGUGGUGGUGAUUCAAUGGUUGUGAUUGGCACCUUGAGAGAAAGAGAUGCAGGGAACGAAUAGAUUGUUAAUCCUGGAGAACCAAACCCAUAAUAGGGAAAUUAUGGACCAGGUUUGAUUUGAUGGAGAGGAGAUGAUUGUUGGAAUUUUCACGGGACUCCCAGCCCAGAGUAACAAUGCAAAAGUGUGUUUGGCUUGGACGUUCUUAUCCUCAGGUGCUCCUGGGAUAAUUGAAUGAUGUUAUGAUGAUCCUCAUGAUGGUACCAAAAUAAUGUUCUAGAUUGAAUCCCAACUGGAAGCGAAUAGUUCAAUUAAAAAGUUGCAAAGUUCCAAUUCGGGUGGGGGGGGUAGUAUUUUUCUGAUGUGCCAUGGUGAAUUACUGAACAUGAUUGAAUUUAUAGAUCGCUAGAUAUUUAAAUUCGCUAAGAUUUUCUGAUUUAAAAUAAACACACGGAGGUAGAUUAAGCUGAUCCUUCAUCCUGUGGUGGGAGGAAGAAGCCCCAUUUUAAGUUCUCCUCAUACUGACCCCUUAACAAAGCUGUAAGGAGGUUGAAGGUCAGUUACACCUGCAGGUUCUGAAGAGAAAGUCACUGAGUUACCCAUGGUAGCUCCUGUACCUCCUCACAGUUAAUUGUAGAAUGGUACUGAUGGGGAUAUGGGUGUAGCUCAUUUACUUGACUUUAUAAACUCAGGAAUGUGCAAGUUAUGACAUCUUGCUGCUGUAAAUAUAUACUCCCCUUGCUCCUUUCAGUCAUCCAUUUGGGCACUUUUGCUUAAUACUUCAAUUUUUAUUAGACCCUCCUUCCACAAGGUAACAGUAGAAUUGCUCUCAAUGGGGCUGGCCUCAGGGGCAAAAAUAACUUAAAUUUCUCACCCAUGCAGUGGUAUUGCAGAUGUAGCAUUGGGUACUUCUUCACAGGAAGGCAUGCUAGCCUUUACUUGCACAUUUGAUAUUGUUUUCCUAAUAAUCAACAAGAUGUCCUGCCUUGUAUGUAAGGAAUAUCACUUGUUUUUUUUUAAAUAUACAACAUAAAGGGUUUAGUUUGCAUUUAGUGCUUUCGGUAGAGCAGGUGGAAUAGAGAGAGAGCGAAAAAUAUCAGCAGAUUCAAAGGGAGACUGGGGGUUGGGUGAGAGGAAAAUAAUUGAUAGUUAUUUAGCUUGUAAUACCUUAAAUUUGUCAGUGAUUUACAGUGCUGUUAUGGCUUUUUAACUUUCAAGCUAAACCAAAUAUUUUAUAUCUUUUUGUUCUUAGCUUUGACGUGGGAAAUAACUUUCCCAUAUACCUUCUCAGUUUAUAGAGUAUUGGAGUCUGAAUGAUCUGUAAACAAUAUAAUACUUUGAGAAAAAGGGCAUUGUAGCUUUGUCAUUAGUUAUAGAAGUGCACAUUAUGUAUUAUAUCUGGAGGCAAAAAUAUUUCUUUUUAGAAAAAAUCAGUUUUAUUUUAAGAUGGAAUUUCUCCUUAUUGGGUCAAACUUGUAGUAAAGUUGUAGAACAACAAUUUUUUUUAGUGCUUGCUUAAAAUCAUAAAUAUUUAUAAAAUAUAUUUAUGUAGACUAUAGUCAUGCAUUGAAUUGUUCUAAACACUUUGCAUAUGACACAAAUGCUGAUAUUGUUACCUGAAACUGUAUCGCUCCAUGUCAUGCCAGUUCAUUGUACUUUUUCCAUCCUUUUUACCUUCUGUGCAUUUUGUAUUUUUUUAUUAUUUCUGCCUCUGUAAUUCUGUGAACUUGUCAGUUUGCUUAGAUCUUGUGCUUUGUGGAAUAUUUGUAUACUUGAACAAUCCUUUUUAUUGUUCAAGCAUUUUGUGUCAGUACUGCACUGACACCUAUCAUCGAUUUGUUGCUUUCAAUUGUAUUUUAGCAUUUUGGUUAGUUACGCUGAAGCAUUGUGUCCAUCUUUGAUUUUAUGAUAGUUCAAAACUGAUGUGCAAAAUCAAAAUGGUUAUUCCUAUGCCGAUAUAUAUUGUUUUUAACUGUGCUUUUUAAUUUUCAUUAUUUGUUUCAUAUGACUUUAUCAUUAAAUGUUAAUAAACCAUUUGAUUUUUGAGAUUU